This is a messenger RNA of Suillus fuscotomentosus, 168 nucleotides long. RefSeq lists its product as uncharacterized. NCBI's taxonomy places the organism in Eukaryota, Fungi, Basidiomycota, Agaricomycetes, Boletales, Suillaceae. The record is from RefSeq and is a predicted model, not a curated record. The coding region runs from base 1 to 168 and encodes 55 amino acids. The transcript has 2 exons.
AUGCAGGUGAAGGUGGUUACUGUUGAAACCCCUCUCCCCUCUGUAGUGGCCUCCAUAGAAGAAGUCCCUGAUGAAGAUGAUGUCAUCCAACACCUAGUCUGCUAUACUUGCAGAACAAGUGUGUUCGACCCUAAAGAGGAAGCUAGUGCAGCAAAGGUCAAGAAAUGA